Molecule: messenger RNA, 1185 nt
Organism: Effrenium voratum
Lineage: Eukaryota; Dinophyceae; Suessiales; Symbiodiniaceae
Source: the annotation of a GenBank genome assembly
AUGGCUGCUCCUGCACCUCAAGCACAUGAGGCCAGCCCCCCUUCGUCCAAGAAGGCGAACUCCAAGGCAGCCUCCAGGCCCGGGGAGCGCGGCGACAAGGAGAUCUCCUUCAGCGCGUUGGCCAAGCAGAAGCAGGAGGAGAGGAUGCAGGCUGAGAAGACCAAGCGUGAGGAGGCUCGCGUGAAGCGAAGAGAGGAGCUACGGCGACAGCAGGAAGAGGCAGAGGAAGAAGAGAGGCGAGAAAGAGAAGAGGAGGAGCGUGCAAAGAGAAGGAAGGUGGAGGAAGCCAUGAAGCAGGUGAAGCAGAAGCAGGAAGAGGCGAGAAGACAGAAGCUUCGGGAAAAGCUCGAGGCGAAGCAGCAGCGAGCGAAGGAGCGCGAGCAGAAGCGCGUCGAAGUAGAGGAGCAGCAGAAGCUCCAAAAGGAGAGGGAGAGCGCCCGGAAGCGGCAGGAGGAGGAGCUGGCAGCGCAGCUGGCGCAGGCUCAACGUGAGGAGGUUGAGACGCAGAAGGCUCUGGAGGAUCUCAAGCGCAAGGCGCAGGAGAUCGCUGGCCGCUGCGUGGACCUCCAGCGGCAGUUGGCGGGGCUUGCCAAAGAGCGCGAUGAGGCGCCGGCGCCGACCGAGCGAAAGGAGGACGCCAGCAUGGUGUCCAGUGACAGCCAGGAGGAGGAGGAAGAGGAAGAGCUCGAGGAGGAUGACGAGGUGGUGGAGCCCAAGGAGCCACAGGCCACUAAGCCAUCCGCGCCUCUAAAGGUGCCCGAGCUGCCACCUCCUCGUGCCCCAGAGAAGCUGGCAGAGUCUGGGAGUGAGGACGAGUACACGGACGAGGAGGAGGAGCCUCUUCCGAAAGGAGCAGCGCCAAAGGCAGCGCCCAAGUCAGCACCCAAGGCGGAGCCGGGGCCAAAGGCGGAGCCCAAGGCGGAGCCCAAGGCGGAGCCCAAGGUCUCCCGGGCCGCCGCGGCGAAGGCGGCCGCGGCGCCCAAGGGCAAGGCCCGCGCGGUGCGGGGCGCCGAGCCCAAGCGCCGGGCCAAGGCCGACCGGCAAAUACAGGAUGCGCGGACGCAGCAGGCUGGCAGCGUUGCGGAAGACCCCAGGACUUACACCGCUCCGAAGGCUGGGGGGAUGGCGACGCUUGAGCGGUUGAGCGGUGAUGGUGGUGGUUCCUUCCAGACGGGCCCGAAGUGA